AAAUUGACGGUCGCUUCAUUAAUAACUUUGAAAAACAUGAAAUUCCAUUUUAGAACCCCAACCCAACUGUAGCUGCUCCAGUUGCUACCCACCGCCGUUCGAUCCUCCGUUCCGUUCCGUUCAACAAAACCCUAACACCUCUCUCCUCCAAAAUUCGAUCAAAAUGAUGAGGUUGCAGACAUACGCAGGUCUUAGUUUAAUUGCGACUUUGGCUGUAACAUAUCAUGCAUUUAACAGUAGAGGCCAAUUUUAUCCGGCAAUGGUUUAUCUAGCAACUUCCAAGAUCAGUUUGGUGCUUCUUCUCAACAUGGCUCUAGUCAUCAUGUGUAGUAUGUGGCAGUUAACUAAAAAGGUGUUUCUCGGCUCGCUUCGAGAAGCGGAGGUCGAGAGGCUUAACGAGCAAGCGUGGAGGGAGGUUAUGGAAAUUCUCUUUGCGAUUACUAUCUUUAGGCAGGACUUCUCUAUUACUUUCCUUGCUAUGGUUACAGCGCUGUUGUUGAUUAAGGCCUUGCAUUGGUUGGCUCAGAAGAGAGUAGAGUAUAUAGAGACUACACCUUCCGUGUCUUUGUUGUCUCAAGUUCGGAUUGUGUCUUUUUUGGGUUUCCUUCUUCUUAUAGAUGGGACGUUUUUGUAUAGAUCGGUGAAGCAUUUACUAGCUACAAAGCAGGCAUCGGUUUCGCUCUUCUUUUCUUUUGAGUACAUGAUACUAGCAACAACAACGGUAGCAAUUUUUGUAAAAUAUAUUUUCUAUGUCAGUGACAUGCUUAUGGAGGGACAAUGGGAAAAGAAACCAGUUUUCACGUUUUACUUGGAUCUUGUUAAGGACUUGCUUCACUUGUCUAUGUAUAUGUGCUUCUUUCUGGCAAUUUUCAUAAACUAUGGAGUUCCUUUGCAUUUAAUAAGGGAGCUGUAUGAGACAUUUAGGAACUUCAAAAUCCGUGUUGCAGAUUACUUACGUUAUCGUAAGAUCACUUCUAACAUGAAUGACCGGUUUCCAGAUGCAACCCCUGAAGAGCUUAUUGCAAGUGAUGCAACCUGCAUCAUCUGUCGUGAAGAGAUGGCUACUGCAAAGAAACUUAUAUGUGGUCAUCUUUUUCAUGUUCACUGCCUUCGAUCAUGGCUAGAGCGGCAGCAUACUUGCCCUACCUGCAGAGCACUGGUUGUCCCAACGGAAAAUGGUAGUACUGCUGCUGGUGGGCAGCAAAGGUCACAGUCAGAUGCUCAUCGGCAUGGGGCAGGCACUGGAAGCUCAGCUCAAAAUGAGGUUGGCAAUGGUGUGGCAUGUGAUAGUUUGAGUCGACAUCAAGCAAGACUUCAAGCUGCUGCCUCAGCUGCUUCAAUAUAUGAGAAGUCUUAUGUUUACCCUUCUCCAACUUUUGCUUGCCCACCUCCUGGUUACCCUCUUCAUCCCAUGGUUCAAAGAUCUGUGGUUGAAUCAUCUAAUGCCGAACUUGAUGGAGAACGAGAUCAAAGGAAACUCCAGAGUGAGAAACCAAAUGUUGACAAAAGUGUAGGCGAGGACACAUCAUUAUCAGAUAGCAAAGGCAAACAAAUUGCUGCCCCUUCAUCUGUAUGAAGUCAUGAUGAGAGUCAAGACAUCAAAGCAUAAUGUUUGUACUUAUUUAUUGCUACACCAUGCAGUAACUCCUAAUGUAUAUUCAUAUGAUAUGAAAUGAUAGAAUAUGAUAGAUUAUGAUUACUCACAUCAUGUGAAAUCAUGUAACUUAUUUCUGCCUAUAAGUAUGCAGCAAUUUUCUUAAACAAGUCCUAGGCCAAUGAAAGGAGACCAAACAUGUUUUUACCAAACUGAAAGGAUUCUUCAAGACUAAAUUAGAUGAUGUAUACUUUAUAAGUAUUUUGUUAA
This is a messenger RNA of Vicia villosa (hairy vetch), 1864 nucleotides long. RefSeq names its product ERAD-associated E3 ubiquitin-protein ligase HRD1A-like. The record is from RefSeq and is a predicted model, not a curated record. Bases 164 to 1576 code for a protein of 470 amino acids. The transcript is spliced from 8 exons. NCBI's taxonomy places the organism in Eukaryota, Viridiplantae, Streptophyta, Magnoliopsida, Fabales, Fabaceae.